This is a messenger RNA of Drosophila innubila, 1350 nucleotides long. It is a transcript of the gene Hacd2, whose product is annotated as very-long-chain (3R)-3-hydroxyacyl-CoA dehydratase 3. Gene Ontology annotation, molecular function: 3-hydroxyacyl-CoA dehydratase activity. Bases 76 to 1203 code for a protein of 375 amino acids. Lineage: Eukaryota; Metazoa; Arthropoda; Insecta; Diptera; Drosophilidae. The record is from RefSeq and is a predicted model, not a curated record. Gene Ontology annotation, cellular component: endoplasmic reticulum membrane. Gene Ontology annotation, biological process: fatty acid elongation; very long-chain fatty acid biosynthetic process; sphingolipid biosynthetic process. The transcript is spliced from 4 exons.
CAGCUGUGGCGUCUCUGUUUCGGCCGGUGUUUAUGUAUUCCGCGAUUUUGGUCUAGAAACUAAGCUAGGUAGGCAAUGUCCAAUGCGAGUUCAAUGGACGCAACUGAAUUAAGUCCUUUUGUGUACUGGUCCCAAACGAAGCAUACGCUGCUUCUGAAGGUGGACCUCAAAGAUGCAAAGGGCGUCAUUGCAGACUUCACGCCCACCAUGCUAUCGUUUAGUGCCAAUGGUCAUGGAGCACGAGGCCGGAAUGCGUACAAGUUCCAGCUGCGAUUCUACGAGUUCAUUGACGAUGACACAGCCACAUUUACAGUGACGGACCACAAAAUUGAGCUGCUGAUACGAAAAGUGGAGCCGGCAUGGUGGGUGCGACUUGUGGCAACGCCACAGAAACCGCACUGGCUGCGUAUCGACUUUGAUCGAUGGCGCACUGAGGACGAUGGCGAAUUAAAUGAGACGGCGCGAGAUGUGCGCGAGGAUUAUGUGGAGGAGUAUAAUAGUCUACAAAAGCAGGAGAUUGGAUAUGUGCGGGAAAACGCGAAGAAGGUGUAUUUAGUCAUCUACAAUCUGGCGAUGCUUGUAGGCUACCUCCACAUUCUGGUCAUAAUGGGAGUGCUCUAUUUGCGCGAUGGUCCCGCCAGCAUUAAGCAUACUUAUGAGUAUGUGGGAACCUCAUUUAAAUUCGUUCAAUUGAUGCAAUAUAUGGAGGUAAUGCAUCCACUUUUUGGCUACACCAAGGGCAGUCCAUUGGUGCCUUUCUUUCAAAUCUCUGGACGGAACUUUGUGCUCUUCCUAAUGAUUGAAAUGGAACCGCGCAUGCAUGAUAAGCCGGUUGUGUUCUACGUAUUCAUCAUUUGGUCACUGGUGGAGCUGGUGCGCUAUCCCUACUAUGUAAGCCAGCUGCUGAAGCGGGAGAACGCCUUGCUCACCUGGCUGCGAUACACCAUUUGGAUACCACUUUAUCCCAUGGGCAUUGUCUGCGAGGGUGUCAUACUGCUGCGCAGCAUUCCAUACAUCGAGGAAACAAAACGCUUUUGCGUGGAGAUGCCCAACCAUUGGAAUUCCAGCUUUGACAUGGUGCUGUUCCUGAAAGUCUAUCUCCUACUACUCGCUCUGCCUGGCAGCUACUUGGUCAUGUCGCAUAUGUCCAAGUUGCGCGCCAAGAAACUGGGACGCGGUCGUGCCAAGCCAAAAGUUAAUUAAGAGUUUUAACUUUGUUAGUUCUACGAUUAGAUUCCUUAAAAACAAUUCUCCUUAUUUUAAGUUUAUACACAAAAAUGUUAUAUUAUGUUUAUUGAAAAUUCGCUCAAUCGAUUCGACUUCUAUAGUCAGAGAUUCUCAUAUGGUAAA